Triplophysa rosa is the source of this 1188-nucleotide messenger RNA. Its product is annotated as spermatogenesis-associated protein 48. The transcript is spliced from 9 exons. The coding region runs from base 1 to 1173 and encodes 390 amino acids. The record is from RefSeq and is a predicted model, not a curated record. NCBI's taxonomy places the organism in Eukaryota, Metazoa, Chordata, Actinopteri, Cypriniformes, Nemacheilidae.
AUGGACAGGGAGUCUAUUCCUUAUCGCGUGCGUUUUCUCAGGACGCCCGCUGUGAGUUCAGAAGGAGUGAGCAGGUGGCUGUGCAGAAGUCUGAAUGUGCCCUGCGAUAAAGGUCCCGAGGGGAAGUAUGACUUUGACAGCAUGGUUGAGAAAAACAGACCUGAAUUCUCCAAAUUUAAUCCUGUAGCCCAGCCUCCGGAUGAAAAUGCACCUCUGGCACCUUUGCGUGACGACAUGCCCCUUAUAGAUCCGUGUUCUGGUCAGCUGAGUGCGGCGGCACAGGUGCAUCUGGGCUCAAAGAUUAGAACACCAUUCACGGAUAGAGUUUACCCUCCGUCCGAUCUGUGGGUUCCGCCUGGGGUGAGAGAGAGACCUCAGACCCCUCCAAUGAGACCUUCAUCUCUUCUUUAUCAUGAGUCUGAUCACAACAGGUGGAAUUCUAGGCUGAAACUCGGAGGGUGGGCAAGUGUGCCCACCAUUCCGGGCAGCAUUGAAAUAAAUACGGAUGCCUGUCUGUCUGCUCUACCUGAUAGUAUAGAGAAGGCAGCGCGACAUUUCAUCUACACUUCCGCAGCCCAAAGAGGUUAUGAGGACGUGGACUGGGACUCAAAGUUACCCCCUCGUCACAAACCUCCCACGACUACUCUGGAGAAAAUGGCCGACCGUGUGAGUCAACAUUCUGUGCUGAAGAGAUAUCACAGUAGACCUGAGCUCUGGCAGGCCAUUGGAUCCCAUUGGACCAAACAACAGUUGCGUUCCACAUUUUACCCUAGGAAACCCAUAAGCUUCUGCAGCCCAUCUCCAAAAUCAGGCCAAAUACCAUUAUACUGUGGAACAGUUGGCUCGGAGAACAUGGAUAGUGUGGACAUCACAGAUGAAGACUUUAUACCCCUGACACUUCUGCGGACCACAGUGCCUCCACAAACACCUACAAGCUACCGAAAUACUAUACCUGGUUACACCGGAAAAGCCCGGUUUGACAGACCCCAGACCUCAGCUGUCAGUCUUCCUUAUGUACCGUAUACUGCACAGACAGCAGGGAGCAGUCCUGGUACCCUGAACUCCCCGGUCUAUGGACAUAAAGCCCCUUUUUCAAGAAUGGUCACCACCGUUCCCCCGGGAAACCCUUACAUUCAUCCUCAAGACCCAAAACGUUCCAUUAAAUAUCUGUAAGGCACUGCAUGUAUA